This is a messenger RNA of Sphaerulina musiva SO2202, 711 nucleotides long. Its product is annotated as glycosyltransferase family 8 protein. Gene Ontology annotation, biological process: protein N-linked glycosylation. NCBI's taxonomy places the organism in Eukaryota, Fungi, Ascomycota, Dothideomycetes, Mycosphaerellales, Mycosphaerellaceae. The transcript has a single exon. Gene Ontology annotation, molecular function: glycosyltransferase activity. The annotation marks the transcript as partial. The record is from RefSeq and is a predicted model, not a curated record.
GAUGCAGAUGAUGGCUACUACUUGGGCACUCGCGUUCUGGCAUACCAGUUGCUACACUCCAGGUCAGCCGGGACCAACAACAGCAUACCAUUCCUGGUGGUGUGCACGCGGGAUGUCUCGAAGCGAAAACGGGAUCGCCUGAAGAAAGAUGGCGCAACCAUCAUCCUCGUCGAGAAGCUCCAGCAAGACUGGGUCAAAGCCGCAGAUGCUCGUUGGAUCGAUGUUCUCACCAAACUCCGUCUCUUCCAGCUCGUCGAUUACAGCAAGAUCCUCUUCAUCGACGCCGACACCCUCGUCACCGCACCUCUCGACGGCGUCUUCUUCGACGAGGCAACCUUGACGCAAGGCACCAAGGCGGACCCCGACGCCAUCCAAGCAGACGAAGCUCCACUACCUCGUACCUACAUGUUCGCCACCCACAGCGACUUCUGGGGCUACGAGCAUGCCUAUCCGCCACCAACGGAUCUGAGCUACCUCAACUGCGGCUUUUUUGUCUUCACCCCAUCAGCAGAGUUAUUCGACUAUUAUAUGAGCAUACUGCAACUGCCAGGACGAUUCGAUCCUGGCUUUCCCGAACAGAAUCUGCUCAACUAUGCUCACAGGCAAAGCGGAAAUAUGCCGUGGAAGCCACUGUGGUAUGGCUGGAAUGUCAAUUGGCCCACGGCCAAGGACUGGAGGGGUGGAGCGAGGAGUUUUCACGCCAAGUAUUGG